CACUACACAAACACUACAACCACUAUACAUUGCACCUGUAUAGAUUAUCUCCUUUAUAAUUCUUAUUUUACUUUCUGUAUCCCUUCUUUCUUUCUUUCUUUAAAUAAUCAUAAUAAUAAUAAUAAUAAUAAUAAUAAUAAUGGCAUCUUCAAAAUCAAUGUUUCGUAAUGACCUACGUGGUGUAGAUGCAUACACUCGACACAAAAAGUUGAUUAGAGACUACACACUUUUUUACAACCAUCAAAUACCUAAAAAUGAAGUAAAAUACAAGACCGAGAUUGAGAUCAUUCGAGAGAAUCACAAGUUUAUUCGCAAUCAAGAUGAAGACGAGGCCGAAGAUGCACCAUGGGAACAACGUGCAGCCAAGAAAUAUUAUGAUAAACUCUUCAAAGAAUAUGCCAUUGGUGAAUUAAAGUACUACAAAGAAUCAAAAAUUGCUUUACGCUGGCGUACAGAGGGUGAAGUAGUAUCUGGCCAGUUUGUGUGUGCUUCUACACGCUGCGAUUCUACUCACAGUCUGGAGAGUUGGGAAGUCAAUUUCAGAUAUGCAGAGGAUGGCGAGGUCAAGAAUGAAUUGGUGAAAAUCAGACUUUGCCCAUCAUGUUCUGAUAAAUUAAACUACACUACACAAAAGAGGUUGGCCAAGAAAGAAAAGAAGGACAAAUUGAAACGGAAGCGGGAUCAAAAGCGAGAACAAGAACGAGAUUCAAACAAGUCUUCCCGUAAACGAUCCAAAAAAUCUUCUGGUAGUAAAUCUGCUGCAGAAGAUGAAAGCCAAAGUGAAAGUGAAAGCGAAAGUGAAGAAGACGAAGGCGAGAGAAUGGGUAAAAAUAAAGAGUCCGAAGCAUCCAAUGUGUGGAAGCAGACUGCAGAAUCAAGAGAAGAAAGGUCAAAAGAGGAAGAAUUCGAGGAUUAUUUUGCAGAUCUAUUACAAUAA
Molecule: messenger RNA, 937 nt
Organism: Phycomyces blakesleeanus NRRL 1555(-)
Lineage: Eukaryota; Fungi; Mucoromycota; Mucoromycetes; Mucorales; Phycomycetaceae
Exons: 4
Coding region: 140-937 (265 amino acids)
Biological process (GO): dephosphorylation
Molecular function (GO): phosphatase activity
Source: RefSeq, a predicted model, not a curated record